Molecule: messenger RNA, 4113 nt
Organism: Gordionus sp. m RMFG-2023
Lineage: Eukaryota; Metazoa; Nematomorpha; Gordioida; Chordodea; Parachordodidae
Product: fibroblast growth factor receptor 1-A-like
Exons: 19
Coding region: 157-3621 (1154 amino acids)
Biological process (GO): positive regulation of kinase activity; cell surface receptor protein tyrosine kinase signaling pathway; protein phosphorylation
Cellular component (GO): signaling receptor complex; plasma membrane
Molecular function (GO): transmembrane receptor protein tyrosine kinase activity; ATP binding
Source: RefSeq, a predicted model, not a curated record
ACAUUUUUUUUGAUCUAAGCAAAGGAUCCCUUAAAAAUGGAUUCUAUAUUGUUAUAACUGAAUUCUAAAUUUAAAAAUAUUUUUAAUUCGUUCCUUUCAAAAAAAGUCCUAAACAAGUUCUAUAUGACAUGCUAAAUUACAUCCCUAUCAUCGACAAUGGGUAAGAGGAACCCAAGAUUGAAACAAAAUUAUUUUAUUACAACAACUUUACUUACAAUAAAUAAAAGUUUCUAUACAAACUGGUUUUAUUCUAACUUUCAGAAAAAAAUGAUAUCAAACUUAAAUUUUCUAUCUCAAAUAUGGAUUUUUGGAAUCAUAAUUUUUCCUAUUCUACCUUUACCUAUAAUGAAGGAACACCAUGCCAUUCUUACUCUCUCAAUAGCAGAAAAUCUGCUUAAAUUCGAAAACGAAGACCCUGCAACAUAUUACGAAUCCCCGGAAGACGACUACGUUAAAUUCGGCUGCGGUGUAAACCCUUUAAAGAAACUUAGUCUUCCAUCUGACGCAAAAAUUUCUAAUCUUUCAUCUGCCUCAAUAUCAUCAACCGAUGUAUCAGAAAAAAUCAGUAACAUGGAAAUAUUUGUCAUAUGGUACAAGGACGGAUUCAUUUUCGAUCCCAGGGAAGAAACCCAGAACUCUGCCCAUUCAGCCGUUUCUCAAGAUAAUGAAGGUCCAUCUUCUAACGACAACCAAAAUGGGGGCAAAAGACCAGCAAGAGUUCAGUUUAAAUCCUUCACAGCCCUCAACGAUCAAUUAGUCAUAAGGAGGGUCAAACUUAAAGACGAAGGCGUUUACAGAUGCUUAGUAAUUGGGGUGGAUAAGAGGAAAGAUCCCGAAUUCGAUUACGUUAAAAUGCUUCUAGCCGAUGCUCAUAGCACCACGCAAAGUCUAGAAAAAGUAUGGGUACCGGACAUGAUAGAAAGAAACUUUACAUUAGACGUCCUACCUUUAAGUGAUUUUGAAGAAGAGGCUACCCAAACAACGCCAAAUUUCUUCAUUUCUGCUAAAGAUAUUCAUAAUUUUAACGCAGAAAAUUUUAUAGGUCCACCAAAGUUUAUGGAAGGAGAAUCAUGGAAGCAUAAAGAAGUAGUUAACGCGGCCGGUACUAGGGCCGUUAUAAGAUGCCCUUCUAUAGGUAACCCCAAGCCAAAUAUAACGUGGCUUAAAGAUGGACAGUCACUUAAUUGGGAUGCUACUAGGAUUAAAAAAAAGAAGUUUAUCUUGAUCCUGGAUUAUUUGAUGUUGUCCGACAGGGGUAACUAUACGUGCGUUGUAUCUAAUCAAUACGGAUCUAUUAGUUCCUCUUUCAUAUUGGAAGUCAUAGAAAUAUUUCCUCAUAGACCCCUGAUCAUUCCUGGGAACCCUCAAAAUUUGACCGUCUUCUUGGGACAAACAGCAAUUUUCAAUUGUCCAUUGUUUGUGGACAUGGAAGUAACCAUUCAUUGGAUGAAAGUUUACCACGUUAAUGGGUCCGAUACAAACGAUGAAGGAAUCCUAUAUUCCCACGUAGUCCAAACAUCUCAGGAUCAAAAAGACCCAACAACUCUUAUCAUAGCUAAUGUAACGAGAAACGAUGCCGGCCAAUAUUUUUGUAGCGCUUCUAAUUCAAUAGGAACAAGCGAGGCUUCGGCUUGGCUAAAAGUUUUAGAUUCGUUAUCUCCCAACAACUUAACGAUGAUAAACGGAACCAUAUCUCAACAACAAUUAGCUCAAAUUAACAUGGAAUUGUACAAAAAUAGUCAUGACUCUUAUAUGAAAAGCCCAAAAAUGAUAUUCAAAGUCAGGAUUUUUAAAAUUGUAGCAGGCUCUAUGGUCGUUUUAUUGGUGUUAUUGAUCAUUUUUUUAGCCUUCUUUUGCAGAAAGGCUAGGGCCUUAAAGAAAUUCAAACAUUUCAAUAAGUUCCUACCCUUCAGUAGUUCAGCCACGGUUUCCGAUAACCCCUUUUAUUAUCAUCGCAAAAUCACGCUUGAAAUGCAGGAUGAUAAAAAUAACGAAACCGAAGGAGGUAUCAGAGCCCCGAUAAUUAGGAUUCGCUAUGUUCGUAACACUUGUUCCUCUGGAAGAAAACAUAAUGUAUUGUUAAAUUCAACGAGCCCUAAGUCUCAUAUCAAAGAGAGAAAGUUAAAGAAAAAACUGAGAACUGAUGCUAAUAACAAUAUUCUGGGGAGUUCUGGGGAUGAGCCAAGAGUUGAUGAUAAACUGAUAUCGCCAGAAAAACUCAAUUAUAAGGUUGACAUCUCGCCAGAAGGGAGUGGUAGCCUGUACGAUAAACCAUCUAAACAUAGGCAGGACCAGAUAUGGACGGAUUACGAAACAAUAUAUGACCCACUUUGGGAGAUAUCCAGAAAUCGUAUAAAGCUAGGUAAGAAAGUAGGAGAAGGUGCCUUUGGAUCAGUGUCAGAAGCUGAACUUUUAUAUUACGAAAAUCCUUUGCUGACCGAGAAUGACGUUCAAAAAACAAAUUACGAUAAGAUUGGAUAUUUCCAAUCGAAUGAAUCAAAUUUAUCAAUGCAGAAGACUGUGGCUGUAAAGAUGCUUAAAGAAAAUGCUACUGACACGGAAUUAGCUGAUCUGAUAUCAGAACUAGAAGUUAUGAAAGUAAUCGGUCACCACAAAAACAUCAUUAACCUGCUAGGUUGUUGUUCAAGUCCCGAAGGGCCUUUAUACGUGAUAGUCGAGAUGGCAUCUUUUGGCAAUUUGAGAGAUUUUUUAAGAAAGAAUAGGCCUGCCUCGGGUUACGAAAUUCCAAACAAUAAGCAACUGCAACAUAAUCGGCAAAUAUUCGCAAAUGAAAACAAACCUAAUCGUGAAAACUUAAAUGGUAGUUCCCCAAAAAACGUAUCUGAUACAUCGUUAAAUAAUCAACCAGAAACAAAUUUGUUUCGAAAUUUGAUAUCUUCCAAUACCUUGAUGGCAAAGGAUUUGAUCAAUUUCUCACUGCAAAUAUCCCAGGGGAUGGAGUAUUUGAGCUCUCGAAAAUGCAUACACAGAGAUCUGGCGGCCAGAAACAUUUUGCUGACCCAAGAUUAUGUGAUAAAAAUAGCCGAUUUUGGUUUGGCCAGGGAUCUAGCUACCCAAGAUUAUUACAAAAAAAAUACGGACGGUAGAUUGCCAGUCAAAUGGAUGGCACCAGAAUCCCUAUUUUACCGCAAAUAUACCGUUAAAAGCGAUGUUUGGUCAUUCGGUAUAGUAUUAUGGGAAAUAAUGACUCUUGGAGGAACCCCUUAUCCAUCGAUACCUGUUGAAAAGCUCUUCGACUUUUUAAAAUCGGGACAAAGGCUUAAAUGCCCCCAAAAUUGUGGGAAAGAAAUAUACGCUCUGAUGCUACACUGUUGGCACUCUCAACCAGAAAAAAGACCACUAUUUGAUAAGAUUAGCGAAAAAUUAGAAAAAAUCUUGCUAAAUACGUUAAAUGUGGAAUAUUUAGAUCUUGGAGUGUCUCUGGACACACCGUCCAUAUGUUCAUCCACCGAGAAACAUUUCACAUUCAAUGGUAAUAAUGGAAACUACCACAAAAUAUCCCCGAACCUAAAUAGAAAUCCCGUUUCCGCUAUCAACUAUAAUUCCCUGCCCCUAUAUUAUAAUGCCAUCAUUUCAAAUCUUCGAUCUACAGAUGUAUAGCCAAAUUAUUCCACGAGUGCUAUGUGUAAAAACAAAAAAUUUUAUUUAAAAGGAAAAUGAACGUGUCCCUUCCCCCAUUACAUGCAGAAGAAAUCUUAAUAUUUCCCAAUCCCCCCCUUUCUAUAAACAAACAAAAAUCGCUCACUACUCUGUUUCGACACCAGAUUUCUUUUUUUUUCAUUUGCUCGAAAUUUAUAUUCACCCCCCCCCCCUUCCCCCAAUUAAUGUUACUAAGAUAGGUGAUCGUUUUCAUAGCUAUUGACCUUUCAAAUAUUUAUCAUUCUUAAAUACCAUAAAACAAUAAUUUUAUCAUCUUUUAUCACACAAUAUGACUUUUUAAGCAUAUUAUAUAGCAAUAUUGUUAAAAAUUCCAACGCUUUUAGCAUGAAUUUUAUAUUUCAAGAUUUCCUAAUUUAUAAGCUACCAUAUAUAUGUUUAUAAUUUAAAUUACCUUACAUGGCUUAUAGUUUUUAGCAUGAAUUUUAUAUUUCA